Messenger RNA from Epinephelus moara (kelp grouper), 2909 nucleotides. RefSeq names its product family with sequence similarity 89 member B (gene fam89b). The coding region runs from base 546 to 1055 and encodes 169 amino acids. The record is from RefSeq and is a predicted model, not a curated record. Lineage: Eukaryota; Metazoa; Chordata; Actinopteri; Perciformes; Serranidae. The transcript is spliced from 2 exons.
CAUUUUUAUGCAUCUUUGUUUAAACAUAAGUCGCCACUAUCGUCAGGCAUGUUUAUUUAUUUAUUGUUUCUUUAAUGUUAAGUUAUUCAUCUUCCAGUCGAGCCAAUCAUGGCUUUGUUUAGGAUGUCAGAGUGGUUUGGCUGUAAAUGCAUCUCAGCAGUGAUCCAGAUGAAUCAAACAGCCACUGACAGCCUCCCUUUACCCCAGACUGUAGCGGGGCGUGGCGCGGUCACCACCAGGCGGAGCCGGGGGCUGUCUGUGUCGGUGAACUCUACACAAAGGAGAGGAAACACAACAAAGCCAGGAAGCCUGACAUUAACUGGGAAUUCACUCUUUCUCCUGCAGCCUGCUCACAUCCACAAAGCAGGGAUGCACUGACUCACUGUUGCCUGUGAAAACCUGUUUCCAAGAGUCGCGACACCGCUGUUGCUGCUGCUGGAGAGAACAAAAUAGCACCUCUGGGUGAUGGUGAGACAGCAUUAGACUGUAUGUAUAUUUGAAGUGUGGUGUUGCGUCUCUUGUUGAAUCAGCUGUGCAACGUUAGGAUGAACGGGAGUCGGUGCUGCGCGGCGGAUUGUCCGGUGGGUGGUGUCUCGUCUGUGGAGGGGCUGCCGCCGCUGCCCAGAGGCCUGAGCGGCAUCCUGAACUCCAGCGGCGGGUCGUGGCGGGACAUCGAGAAGGUGCACAGCAAGAGAGCGCGCAUCCAGGCCGACAUCAGCCGGGGCGGCGGGGACGCGGUGCGCGGUCACGGCAAACCUGGAGGACUGGACGCUGCUCUGGCUCUGCUGCGAAAAGAGAUGGUUGGUCUGCGUCAGCUCGACAUGUCCCUGCUGUGCCAGCUGUGGUCCCUCCACGAGGCCAUCCAGGAGUACAAGGGCUCCUCGCUUCUGUCUUCGCUCAGUGCCGAUAAUGGAUCCUCAGAGGAGGAGGAGGAUGAAGAUGAGGAGGAGACAGGCAUUCUCCCACAGUCCCCGCCUUCCUCGUCCUUGUCUCUGCCUCCACCCAGCAGCAACUCCAGGGACCAGUGGAUUAAAGACUCCUUUCAUAUUCCCUGAUGAGGAUACUGUAUAUGCACACACACACACACACGCUCCAUGCACUAUGUGUGUGCUGUUUUCUCUAAGUUAAUGCCUUCAUAUUUACACAGGUUUUUAUGCCAUGCUUUUUUUGUCCAGAUUGUUUUUCUGGCUGUGGUCCAACCAAAUGACAGAAAAUCAAUUGCUCUGCAAUACAGCUGGUGACUGGCUGUUCAUUAGCUCCUAAUCCUGCACUACUAUAGUGUCAAAUUUCCCACUGAUUGUGUAUCUGCAGCAAAAAGAAGGGCAAGUAAUAGAGAAAAGAAUCACGACAGACUAGUGAGAUCACAUGUUAUCAGCUUUUUGCUCUUCAUUGCAUACUCCUCAUGCGACUACAUGCUGCUUGCUUGUCACUACAUUUGAGCUGGGUGCAGUCGGUCUGGGAAUUAUCGUACAAUCAGGUCUGAUUCCACUUUUGAUACAUCUAAUGUUAAUGUUAGUGGAUUCCUGAUAAUUCCAGACUUUGCAGGAUCCCGUUCUGUAAAUUCCUGAGACCCCAAAGUCCCAAUGUCCUCAAACGAGUACUUUCUAAUAACAGUGUCUUAGCUUGUUACUGUUGCUUAAAUUGGUCAAAUGUGUUGCCAUAUCAAACAAGUUUCAAUCAUAACAUUUGAUCAGGUUUUGUAUCAUGACCACUUUUGUGUUGGGAUCAGCUGCAGACUGACUUGGCAGAGAUGGCUGCCAUCUUGUUUUUACAUGGAUGAGUGUAUUGCACUCUUUCUACCACUAGAUGGCACAAAAAAGUGUCCAUGAACAAGGACAACAGGUCUAAGUUAAGCUAGUCUGAGUGGGCGGAAGUUCGCUGCCGCCUCCGGUUGUGCAGCAGUUUUCAACCGUUUUCAACACAUCCUUUACUAACUUUUGCGGUGUUUGAUCUUGCGGGGAUGUAGCCAUUUUUCUGCCAUGGUUCGCGUCCUGUAGGCGAUAUUUUUGUGGGCGUGUUAGACCAAAACCUGUUUCCCCCCGGCAAUAUUUUUGCAAGUGCACCGUUGCUGUGGCACCGCCCAGAACGAUUGUGAUUGGUUGAAAGAAAUACAAGCAGCCGGGACGUUUUUUUCUCCAAUCUUAAAGUGAGAGUCGGCCCAGCCAGACCUUUCUUUUCUUGAGAAAGGUCUGGUGAGUGAGACUAAAGUUAAGCAGAAUGAAGUAUAAUGUGCAGCAAACCCAGGAUGUCCUCAUAUGAGGACACAGGGUCUCAGGAGGAUAUCAGAGGUUUUUUUUGCCAUUUAGUGUCUUUGAAGAUCAGACAUGCUGUCAAUCAAUAAUCUGUCUUCUCUUUACAGUAAUUCUGUGAGCAUCUGACAGUAUACUAAUUUUUCUGACCCAGAUUUGAGGAGGACUUAUUUUGAGAUUCAUGUUUAGCUUGUCAUUCUGUAAAACAGAGACAUCUUUUAAUGUCUGCAACCUGACAUUUCCUAUUGAAUUACAAGCUACUAGUGUGCACAGUCACUUCUGUAUCUCAGCUGCCUUCUAACCUUUACGUUUUACAUUCUAUGUGGUGCUGCUGCUCAUAAUCCUGAUCUUUUUUUCAGUAUUAUCUGUAGAUAGUGUUCAAAUGAAGCCAAAUCUAUAAUACAAUAUUAAUUUGUCACAGUGGAUUUUCCAACUUUGAAUCACUGCUUUUUUUAAAACCAAACUUUCAUAACUGUGCAGCGCAUACGACUAUCAAACUCUGUGUUGAAGAAGUGAAGUGGUACAGCCUGCCCAGUGGACACAGUUAAAUAGUCUUGGAUUAAAUCACUUAUCUCACUACAUGUACUAUAGUUUUCUAGAGAGGCAUUACAGUGACUCAUUUUGUAUCUACAUCUUAAAAUAAAACCACAGUGCACACCA